GUCUCAGAAACUGAAAGGCUUUCAUAUGUAGGGAACAACUUUGGCAGUGGAGCUAUGAAAUGUAACUCCCUAUGCAGGUAUUUUGUUGGUGUGUUAGACAAAGACUCUGGGCAGAUGGAAGUCUAUAAUGCUGAAAUGUUCAACAUGCAGCCCUUGCUGUCAGAUAACUUAAUACCUGAUGACACGAAGGAUUAUCAGACUAAAUCCUACAGAGAGAAGAUGGAUUUGUGCAUCGAGGCAUUUGGGACCAGCAAGCAGAAGCGAGCUCUGAAUGCUCGGCGAAUGAAUGCAGUGGGCAGUGAUGUUCUGAACACAGCUGUGACAAAAGCAGCAGCAAACGUCAUAGAUGCAAAGGGAGUAACAGCUUUGAUCCAGGAUGUGGCUCAAGAUGAUGUGCAGAACAUCUCCACCUUCCUCCCACCAUGUAAUGAAGAUGCUGAAAAACCAGAAGAUGUUUACAAGUUUGAGGACAUUCUGUCCCCAGCAGAGUAUGAAGCAUUGCGUGUUCCAGCAGCAGUCUUUGUUAACAUCACUCCUGAAGAAAUCACCAAGAAAACAGAAGAUAAAAGCCAUUGCUCCUUUGUUCUAGAGGAGCUGAAGUUCCUGCCUGCUGAUGAGAAGAGCAGAGAUCACAAAGCCCGGUGCCUCUGGUUCCUGGACACCCUUAUUAAGUUCAGCUACCUGAAAGUGAUCAAGAGGAAGCAUCCAAUGGGUCCUGAAUGCCCACACAUUAUUAGCAGAAAACUCAUGAAGAAUUUCAGUUCACUGACCUACAACAAUGGCAGUGUCCAGAAUUUAAUCUCUGCAUCAAUGAAGGCUAAAAUCACAGCAUAUGUCAUUGCACUGGCGUUGCACAUUAACAACUUCCAAACAGACCUCACCAUCUUGCAGAAUGACAUGAAGCUCCAAGAAAGCAGGAUGAUGGACAUCGCAAAGGCCAUGCGGUUGAAGGUCUCCAAGGCAAAGGGGCUGCCAGGACUUGAGCAUGAUCAGAACCACAAGCUGGGUACUCUCUCUCUCCCCUUGCCUGUACAGAAGGCAGCAGGGAACCAACGCAAGCGAAGAAAAAUGAACUAAAAUAUCUGGGAGGUCUGAGCAGGAGCAAAACAGUUCCUUUCUCAACUGCAGUUCUGUGCACACAGCAUCAUGGUGAUGCAUUUGUCUGUGGG
Merops nubicus (carmine bee-eater) is the source of this 1169-nucleotide messenger RNA. It is a transcript of the gene POLR1E, whose product is annotated as polymerase (RNA) I polypeptide E, 53kDa. The transcript is spliced from 10 exons. NCBI's taxonomy places the organism in Eukaryota, Metazoa, Chordata, Aves, Coraciiformes, Meropidae. Gene Ontology annotation, cellular component: RNA polymerase I complex. The record is from RefSeq and is a predicted model, not a curated record. Gene Ontology annotation, biological process: nucleolar large rRNA transcription by RNA polymerase I; RNA polymerase I preinitiation complex assembly; transcription elongation by RNA polymerase I. The annotation marks the transcript as partial. Gene Ontology annotation, molecular function: DNA binding.